AAGCGAAACGGCUGGGGAACUUGUUGGAGAGAAAAAACUUAGAUCCUUUUUUUCACUGACGCUUGUUCUAUUCUACAAAGUAAGAUUAAAAUGCAGCUUUUUGAAAAAAAGAGAUUUGAAAACUUGUCUUACCUAUUUAACGUUUUGUUUGAACAGUAAGAAUAUUGGGAAAAAGUGUAACAUUAUUACAGUAAAACCCCACCAUUGUCUGCGAAUUAAACAACCAUGCCGUCUAACCAAUGGCGAAUCAAUUUAUCGGCGAAUUAUUUACUUAAUAUUUUGUGUUUCAAACUGGUGUUAGAUUAGCUAACUGGAGCACUUCUUUUGGCCCUGUAAAAUACCUGUCAAUUCCUUGUAAAAAUAUCGCACUCUGAAUCCAUGCAAAGAAACACGAGAGGCAAAAAGCUUGAGAUUCUGAAAUCAAAUCUCGGUGCUUAGGCUGACAGAGUUGUCAAGCGCAAGUCAACUUAGUCACCGAGGAAAUUGCAAGCUUUUAAGAUGUUAAUUCAGCGUAUCCGGCAAUAUCGCUUGUUUGAUUUGUAGAAAGCGUGAGAUGAGGGUGUUUUUCAAACAGUUAUUAAUACGCAUCGCAGGUGGAAAUUUACAGGGAUUGUUAAAAAAGCCACUGCGAUGUUAGGACGUGUUUGUUUUUGCGGACUCGAUCCACUCGGUAACAGCAGGUAGUGAUUCUCGAUAACAGUCAAAAAGUUAAUUCGUCCUCACUGGUGUGCUGUUACGUGACGCGUUACAUGAUGUACCUAGUCCACUGGUCCGAGAUUGAAAAAGUUCAGAGAUAUUCCGGGGUUUUCGCAGCAUCGUCCAUUCCUUCUUCAUUGACCUUUGGACCUUACGAAGGACCGUUAAACAUCCUCUUAAAAACCAAUGAACAUAAACACUUGGAUUACAUUCUGGAGGUAACUUACAGAUGUGGACAACUUAUCUGGGUCGUAGACCGCCAUCUUUCAUGGGUCCCUUUUAUGAACUUCGCUCGCUGCCCCGAGGAGCAAAAUGUAGAGGUGUUCUUGAGCGCUGGCUCGUUUUUCUUUCGCACCAUUGACAGAGUGGCCCGGGGCGAGGAGCUGCUAAUAUGGCCGACUGAAGGACUUUGUCGAAGUCUUAGGAUUCCAAAUCUCGUGACCCCGAGAGUAAACGAAGGUGAAUACCAAUAUAUUUGUCACCACUGCUCGCAAGUGUUUGCAUUCCCAAACACACUUAAAACGCACAUCGCAUUUGAGUGCGCCUCAAACCGUGGGAAGAGCUAUAAAGAGAGCCUGCUUCACACUCAGCGAGCACACUCACACACCAGUUACCUUCCAAGUAGAAACAACCCGCCGAACAGGCCGCCGAGAAUGAGCACUUUGUUUCUAACUCCCAACUCGGAUACGGACGGGAUACAGGUAUCAAAGCCGGACAGUGACCCACCGCUCAGCCUUAAACACGACGGAGAAACGAGCAGGAACGCGCACCAUCAUAAUGGCAGCGCGUUUUUAUCCGACGUUUCAGUUCACGACGAUAAACCCAUGGUUAACGGGGGCCAUUCUUCGUCUGGACUUAAUUUAUCCAACAGCAUGGGUUGCUUAAACGGUUUAAAUGGUUUUAAUGGCUUCAACAACCUAUCACUGGCCAUGAAUCAGUUUCCAUUUCUCUCCAACUUCAACGCUGACUCCUUCAUGAUGAAGGAGAGCCCAAAAUCGCUGCAAAGCUCCAUAGGAGAAAGCUCGUCAUCUAAAGCCUCGCCACCCUUCUCGCUGCACUCAAGUUCCGCCGAUCUGCAGGUCGUUAAGUCUCCAGACAAACUCCAGCCCGUUCUCACGCCGCUAACACCAGUGAGUUUACCCUCCUUCACCGCGGAAACGUUCGGAAUGAAGGAAGGCUUGAAAAACACUUCUCUCGUGCCGCAAGUUAACCAGUCACAACCUUUCAGCUCCGCGAGCUUCAACGGCUUUAAGAGCCCGGAGCUUGGAAGCGUGCCAGUUUCUUCGGAAUUUCCUUCAAUCUCGCGACCGCUUUUGAACGAACUAAAUGGACUUAACGGUAUGAGAUACGGCAAUCUAUCUCAGGAUUCCGCCUUCUCGCAAAAUCAAAUGGAUAUGUUGAGUAAUCCAGCGUUUCUCCUCCAGCCGAGACCGCCGCUUUGCAGCCCUUCUUCGAUGCCGUUCUUCAAGUACGGAUUUCCUCAGGGUUUCCCAUCGCUAAAUGGUCAACCAGUGAUGAAUCCGACAGGCCCUAUGAUGUUUGGAGCGGAACAGAAUGUUAACAGACUGCCUUCCUCUUCAACGACACCGAACCAAGAUGGAACGAGUUUGAACGGAGAUCAAAUGACGCCGGACAAACCGAAGACAGGCUGCAACGAGGAAAUGAUAAACGAUCUGAAUUCGAAGAAAGUUAAUAAAGGCUACCUGUGUGAGCUCUGUGGCAAGUUAUACACGCGUAAAUACGGGCUGAAAAUUCACAUGCGUAUUCACACUGGCUACAAGCCCCUAAAGUGCAAAUAUUGUCAAAAGAGGUUCGGAGAUCCGAGCAACAUGGCAAAACACAUCCGCCUUCACGCUGUUGGGGACACUCCCUACAAAUGUCAGUACUGCGGAAAAGUGUUGGUAAGACGAAGGGAUUUGGACCGCCAUAUAAAAUCAAGACACCCGAACGGACGCUAAAUGGUAAAAAUUGUUACUUUUUAAAUCGAAUUUCAUAGCUCUAGAUGUUAGUUUAUCGAGAGAAGAGGAACUUCUGUGAAGAUAUUUAGCUGUGGCAUUGAACGUUCAAUAGCAAUUUCGGUCAUUUUAAUAGGCCUUCAUUUUCAACAUUCGUACGCAGAAGACUGUAAUCGCAACUAUAGUUCAUAUGUUUGUACAAAAUUCUCCGACGUAACCAUUGUAAAGACGAAAAGACAUUUAUAAUAUAAAAAGGAGCAAGAUAUAAGUUUGUACGAUAAAAAGAAAAGCAGAAUAAAAAAAACGUGCUAUUUGAAAUGAAUUUGCUGUCUCUAAUACGCGCAAGACAUAAUUUAUUAAUUUGAUAUUCUUUCUCGUUGUUUUCUUUCAAAACUUAUUCACCAACCUGUGAAGUCAAUUAAGUGAAUAAAUUUCUCUAGCCAUCUUUAGAAAUUGCCUGGAAACCAUUUUAGCUUUGUUUUCUGCUUUGUCUUUGAGUGCAAAGACAAAGAGAGAGGCGAGGUGUUCUGUGAAGUUAGCCGACAUAAAUUCAAUUCUUCAUUACGAAAUCUUCUCCCUUUUAUUGACGCCUUUGAAAGCUUACGCACUGUCUACGGACUCUACGGAACGAUGAAAAGAUUGGGAAAACAGAGAUAUGUUUAAGUAUCACAAACCAACUGGUGGCUGAAUUCUCUUUAUUUUGUCGAGCAAAGAUUUGCGAGGUUAGCGAAACACGGUGAAUGUUUCGAUCGGUAGUCACAAACAACAAGCGUAACUUGCCGCGAUAACAAACGGGGAAACAUAUGGCUUUUGUUUUUCCAAAAUAAAUUUUCGUUUUUGUAAAACUUUAAAUCGCCGUAUGAUCCGUCUAUUUACAUUUUAUCUUUAAUCUAAAUGCCUUUUAAAGUCUUUUAUACUAAGCAGCACGAUAUAAGCGAGUACUUUGUUUAGCGGAAUUUAAUAACAACACGUUUUGCCCAACAAUGAGUGUUAUAACUUCACAAUAGUAAGGAACAACUCUAACAGGUUAUUUUGUCUUGAACGAAAUUCGUUUGAACAACAAGAGUUGUCCAAGCGAUAAGUUUCAUUUCUGUUCCAUGAUUUCAUGCAAAGACGACUCUAACAAAUAAUGUUUAUUUUGCCCAAGAGAAACUGAGGAACUCACUCGCAUGAAUGAUCCUUUGGAUAAUUUCUAUAAAUAAACCUUUACACUCCAUUGACACAGAACAAAACCUACUGAAUUUGGCAAAAAGAAAAAAAAACGAAUUUGCCUCUUUCAAUCUUUUUUUUUCAGCAGGAUUACCUAUGCUCUUAAGUGAAGCUACAAAAAUCUUUUGAUGAGAACAUGAAGUCAUAUCCAGCCAUUUAUUCGACAAACACAGUUGAAAACUGACAACUAAUUCGAUGAGAUGAGGUUCCAAAAUCAGUUGCGAUUUAAGCUUAAGAACCCUUGAAGAAAUCCCGAAUACUAAAAUAAUUAUCAGACUGCAUUUCAAAAAGGGCAAUUCGGGACUUUGGAAAAGAAGUUCUAACAGACAUUUGAGGAACAUUUCAAUGCCAUUUUUCAAUAUGUUCGAGAAUUUUGCUCUCCAUGCAUAUUUGUAGCGGACAAGCAGGAAACCUUUUUUGAAAUCUUCACCACGGUUUUCUUCGUAAAUCAAAAACUGCGUUCAAUUAAUGGAAUAUACCCGCUUCUAGCUUGUUUCAAUUUACUGGUAUUUAACUUAGGUUUGUUCAAAAUCAGACAUUGAGCGACUGAAGUUUGUCGCCAUGAACAUGUGGUCAGGUAAACAUGUGUUCGUACAUCGUAAAACUGAAUUCACGGUCAGAUUCAAACAAAAGACGCAAAUUCGAUUUUUAAAUAAGCUAGAUCGGUUUAGGACGCUUAUCCGACACGGUAAGUAUUUCAGUUUAUUAUUUUAACUGUAGAUCACCGGGGUUUUGGUUUGGAAUCACUGCGUGUUCUGUUUGAUUAGAACGUAAACUUUGAUACCGACGGUAGCUAGAUUGUUUGUGAAGGCCAUUGACUUGACACUCGCUCAAGUUUUGGGUCGGUAAUUUACUUAGUUAAGACUCAGUGAGUUUGUAUUGAGGAACAGGAUAGAGGCAAAGGCCAGAGUUCAAUCUAUGAAAUGUUUCAGCUGGUAGUUGUGAAAAACCACAAACAAAUAAAACUUGCUUCUCAUAUAAUAAAGUUCAUUAAAGAAACAACAGGACCGGCGUAACUGUACUUCAUUGAUUUGAACUUAAAUAGAGGCGACUGUUUGCAUCGAGUGAUCUUUCUGCAGUUUGUGCAGAUUCUUUCUCCGCUUUCCACUUUGCCGAUUUCCUUUGUUUUUGCGUUUACAUUUCUUGGUCAAGUAGCAAGCUUGACAAAGCGUGGCGAGUGUGAAAUAAUCACUAACCUCCCAGCUUCAGGGAGAAAUCCACAGGCUCGCUUCAUUGGGUUUGAUUAUGCAUGUUCAUUAAGGUAGUAGUAAUUUGAGGACAAAAUCUAUCAGAGAUUCUAACAUGUCUGCGAUGUUAAAGAGAACACAGUGUGUUUUUUAAUCGAUCAACUGACGAAGUGAAAAUAUAUAUGCGUCCCACGUACUAGUUUCUGCCUAAAGAAAUAGUUUUACUUUCUGAAAAAAAAAUCACUGCAGAUUUUUCUUCAGAACUGUAUGAUCUUGUCUUUCAACUGCCACGAGAGACGCUAGGCACCGAAUGGACUGACUCCUCCGGAAAACUGGGAGAAAUUUGAGAUUGGGAUGACCUAACAAGUAAGCAGAAAUUUAACAAUAAUAUAUACUUUUUAAGUUCUUCUUGAGGUCUUAAAGUUGUUAUCGCCAGUUCUGUCAUUGUGUGGCAAUGAUAAAAUACAGACAUGAUUCCCGACCAACAUCAUCAGUUGAAAAGUACAAAAGCAAUAUAAGUGAUUGCUAUCAACAUGAUCAAUUUUCUCAGUGGUAUGUGUGAUCACCAAAAACAAGGCCAUAGCCAGAAAAAACUUCUGACGGGUAAUGACCAUGAAAAAUUUCUGACUAAAACAACGUCCAUAGUUAAAUUUUCUUGCAAAGUAAUUAAGGAGAUUAUGAUAACUAUAAACAACAACAACGAAAAAAAUGACUGAGGCAAGUGCCUCGGCCUUGAAAAAAAGAAAAAAAACAUUCAAAAGACAAUUCGAGACUCUCAUCAAAACACCACCAACAGUUUCUGCAAUACUAGUAAUACUUGAGCAAAAAUAUCUUGAAGUAUACUGAGAAAAUGGUUCACGAGAAAACAAAGAAACAAAAAGUAUUUCACUUCUGGGAUGCCGGCGUUAUAUCACAAGAGAAUGCGUGAAUACCCUUUUAUUUCAUGCCUUUGAAAUUGACACAAAUAGUGCCCACUGUACGUUGUGACGGGAAAAUAUUGCUGCAUACAGACCGUGAAAUACACAGUCGAAAUAACGCCAAAUAUGAAAUGGUUUUCUAGUCUUCUAAAUAGUUCUGUACCCCAUGCAAUAAGACUGAUAUCCGUGUGGAAUAACUGAGCGUAAAGCUUACACUUUGGUAGCCAGGAAAAUAUGGACGAUUGGUGAUCUUAGUUAAGGAACAUUUGCCUGUGUGUUAAUCAUGUGAUGUGAUGCUUUGACAUGCAACCAAUUAAAGGUUCUAAACUUAAAAUACAAUAAAUCGUUCUUCACUUGAUACGGUUUGCUGGUACUCGCCAAGAACGUCUGGUUUACAAACUUUCAAAGAUCACUGAAGUUAGCAGUUUAUUCACUCAGACAACUGAAGUGACCGGUACUCUUUGUGUCUGCAUCCACCUCGAAAGUCUGUCUGGUCAACCUACCUGGUCAAGUAAUAUUUGCUAUCGCGGGUAGAAACCGACCAGCGUACAGCAAUUGUUUUGAAAGACAGGUAAACACCAGAAAGAUGAUAUGAUUAGUUAAGACAUAACGGGAAAAUAACGGUUAGGCUAAAACGCAUAAUAAUGGUUGCAGAGUAAAACCUCAUUCACGUUGGAUGGCAGAUAAAUUACCUGCUGCAUUUGACGGUUGAAAGAGCGCUAAAAUGUUAAUGUAAGCGCUAUGGCAUGGCAAACUUUAACUACAGUAGCCCCAAGGUGGGAUAAAAUCUCACAUCCAAACACUUAAGUAAAAUAGAUUCACGAGUACUACAAAUACAUAUAAAGAGUGAUUUCAGUUUCAAUUUAAUUAUUACUCCGAUUUUUCGCAUGUAAGGUUAUUACGGGUUCAUGAUUCACCUGAAAGCUUUUUUCAUCAGCCUCAGUGGAAAAGUGCGCUAAAAAAAUGAAGAAAUUACAACUGUUCAGGAAUCACAGCAAUAACAGUGUGGUUUUAUUGAUACCAAACCAACACAGGUACGUCAGAUUUAAUAUAAGGGCAAACAGCA
Orbicella faveolata is the source of this 7030-nucleotide messenger RNA. RefSeq lists its product as uncharacterized. Gene Ontology annotation, molecular function: protein binding. Gene Ontology annotation, cellular component: nucleus. Gene Ontology annotation, biological process: regulation of gene expression. The record is from RefSeq and is a predicted model, not a curated record. NCBI's taxonomy places the organism in Eukaryota, Metazoa, Cnidaria, Anthozoa, Scleractinia, Merulinidae.